This is a messenger RNA of Paecilomyces variotii, 2097 nucleotides long. RefSeq names its product putative glucosyltransferase. Lineage: Eukaryota; Fungi; Ascomycota; Eurotiomycetes; Eurotiales; Thermoascaceae. Gene Ontology annotation, biological process: dolichol-linked oligosaccharide biosynthetic process; protein N-linked glycosylation. Gene Ontology annotation, molecular function: dolichyl pyrophosphate Glc2Man9GlcNAc2 alpha-1,2-glucosyltransferase activity. Gene Ontology annotation, cellular component: endoplasmic reticulum. The transcript is spliced from 3 exons. The record is from RefSeq and is a predicted model, not a curated record. Bases 60 to 1922 code for a protein of 620 amino acids.
AUGAAAGCACCGAGUCUCACAUAAAACCUCCUCCAAGAGCUCUCAGAGGGCAAUACAAAAUGAGCUCACGGCAGCCCGAGUCUAACUGGGCUCGUGCUGCUCGCUAUGCUGUCCCAUUUGUCCUGUUGUCCAUUCCCUUCUGGCUGGCGAAGAUUAAUGCCACCGUUCCGGAACCAUAUCUGGAUGAGGUCUUCCAUGUACGCCAGGCCCAGACAUAUUGGGCUCAUAACUGGACACAAUGGGACCCAAAGAUAACGACGCCUCCGGGUCUGUAUCUUUGGUCAUAUGUUCUGUGUGCUGCUCUGCUUCUCCUUCGUGGCUCUCCUAAGGAGGUUGGCACAACCGAACUGCGCACAACCAAUGUUGCAGCUAUGGCCGUGAUUUUGCCUUGGAGACUUCAGAAAUUGCUGGAUUUCUUGCGCAGGGAGCGGAACACACGACCAGCUGGAGCAUGGCUGAGCCAUACAGUUUUGAACAUCUGUCUCUUCCCACCGUUGUUUUUCUUCUCCGGUCUUUACUACACCGACAUCCUAGCUCUUCUUGUUGUCAUUGAGGCCUAUAAUUGGGAUCUUAAACGUGACACUGAAGGCGGCAUCUCGGGUCUGAUUUUCCUUCUGGUCGGGCUGGUAUCCCUGGUUUUUCGACAGACCAAUAUUUUCUGGGCUUCUCUCUUCCUGGGCGGAUUGCAGGCAGUCCGGACCCUUCGUCGAGUCUGCAAACCUUGUCAAUCUUCCAACAUACUUGGAAUCGUGAAGAGGAGCUCACAGAAUGAGCUUUAUGAUCCUCUGGUUGGAGAUGCUACUAUUGUUGACUUCUUCAAGACCACUGUAUCCCUCGUUAUUACCGUCCUAACUAACUUGCCACGUGUGGUACUAUCUGUGAUUCCACAUCUGAUUAUCCUCGCUGCCUUUGGCGUCUUUGUGUGGUGGAAUGGAAGCGUCGUUCUCGGCCACAAAGAAUUCCAUACAGCAAGUCUACAUCUGCCGCAGAUGCUUUACAUAUGGCCGUACUUUGUCUUUUUCUCCUGGCCUAUCCUGCUACUUCCUAUGCUCAACCUUGUUCUCCCCAAGUCCUACCUUCCAACUUUCUUGGACUACGGCUUUUCGCCCAGACAGAAAGGUCUGCCGUCUCUGUUGACAGUAUUGGGAAUUAUCCCAAUCAUGCUUGCAGUCGUCCACUUCAACACCAUUGUCCACCCAUUCACACUCGCGGACAACCGCCACUACAUUUUCUAUGUCUUCCGCCUUCUACUACGCACCCAUCCUGCCGUGAAGUAUGCGGCCACGCUGGCGUACUUCGUUUGUGCAUGGUCUGUACUAUCUGCCUUCGGUUUCUCGUCUCUUGUCUCCCCUCCCCGGCUGGCUCAAGUUCCGUCUUCAUCAGCGCUGUCUGCCGAGCAGUCUGUUGCGAAGAAGACCGAGAAAGAGGAGAAGCCCCAAAAACAAGAAAAGAAGGAAACAAAGAAGAAGGGAAAGGCGUCUCGCAAAGGCGUCUCGUUCAAGGAACCACCUUCGCAACCGCAGCAGGAGCCAAUCUCACCAGAGACUCUCGCCAAAGUCCGAGCUCACAUGGUUCAGCGCCAACAACCACAAUAUCCGAUUCGCGUCAGCUUUAUCAUUAUCUGGCUUGCCUCCACGGCGCUUUCACUAGUGACUGCACCUCUCGUUGAGCCGCGUUAUUUCAUUGUUCCUUGGGUGAUGUGGAGGAUACACGUUCCUCCGCAGCCGAUGCCAGUAUUGUACCGCCAACAGCGAACUACCAAUGAGAAAGAAUUGUUCGUGGCGAAGCUCGUCACAAACCUGCCGCUAAUUUUGGAGACGGUCUGGUUUGUUGCGAUCAAUGUUGUUACUGGCUACAUGUUCCUUAAUAAGGGCUUUGAGUGGCCGCAGGAACCGGGCAAGAUACAAAGGUUUAUGUGGUAGAUGCCUCCCGACAUCUCCGAGACCAUCAUCAUAAUCUUCAGCCAUGUAUUACUCUCCAAGAGAUAAAACAAGCUGUAGCAGUAGCUGCUACAAUAGCUACCUGACUUCCUGUAUAAUAGUCCGUUGCUUGCCGUUGUGGUGUACCUAUAGACUUCAUAAUAUAGCAAAUAUUCUG